This is a messenger RNA of Megalops cyprinoides (Indo-Pacific tarpon), 4480 nucleotides long. Its product is annotated as proto-oncogene DBL-like. Bases 134 to 3235 code for a protein of 1033 amino acids. Gene Ontology annotation, biological process: intracellular signal transduction; dendrite development. NCBI's taxonomy places the organism in Eukaryota, Metazoa, Chordata, Actinopteri, Elopiformes, Megalopidae. The record is from RefSeq and is a predicted model, not a curated record. Gene Ontology annotation, molecular function: guanyl-nucleotide exchange factor activity; protein binding. Gene Ontology annotation, cellular component: cytoplasm. The transcript is spliced from 27 exons.
UCAACGCUGCGGCUUCUUGCUGCUGCUGAGUGUCUCGCGGGCUGAGCUAACACCGCGGUACCGGCGGCCGGAGGGGCGGAGGGUGGGGGAAGCGAGGAGGGGAAAUAAUCCCUAAAUUACCACAUCUAAAAUAAUGGCGGAGGCUAAUCCGCACAGAGGAAUACCCAGGAUGCGGAGGACCGCGGCAUCGUUUCCGGGAAACCUCCACCUGGUCCUGGUGCUCCGGCCAACCAGCUUCCUCCAGCGCACUGCCACAGACAUCGGCUUCCGCUUCAGCCAGGAGGACUUCAUGCUCAAGAUGCCGGUGGUGAUGCUCAGCUCUGUCACAGACCUGCUGCGCUACAUUGAUGAGAACCAGCUCACAUCAGAGUUUGGUGGAACGCUGGAGUAUUGCCACAGCGACUGGAUCGUCCUCCGCACGGCCAUUGAGAGCUUUGCAGUCACAGUGAAGGAGAUUGCUCAGAUGCUGCAGGGAUUUGGCACAGAGCUGGCUGAGACAGAGCUACCGGAUGAGGGAAAUGCCAUUGACUAUCUCCUUAUGUCCCACACUGACAAAUACAGGCAACUGAAGGAUGACAUCAGGUCAGUGAUCAGACAGGGGCGUCACCUCCUCUCCAGCCUGGAGGCCUCCAAGAACGCGGGCUCUGGUGAGCCGAGGGAUGUCAACCAGGACUGGGAGACAGUGCAGAGGCUGCUGGCCCAACUGCGGGACAUGGAGAUGGCCUUCGAUGAAUUCUUUGAGAAACAUCACCUGAAGCUGAAGCAAUACCUGCAACUUCUGAGAUACGAGCAAAGCUUUCACGAGAUGGAGUCCUCUCUGGAAAAGCUAUCAGCCCAAGUGCGGGGCAUUGUUACUGUAGCGGCCACUGUGGCCCAGACAGAGCAGCUGAUUAAAGACCUGGACAAUCUGAACACACGGGCAGAGGAUGAUAUGGGUCGUGCACAGAUCAUCAUCCUGCAUGGGCACCAGCUGGCUGCCAGCCACCACUACGCCAUGGCUCUGAUCGUACAGCGCUGUAAUGAGCUGCGCCACCUCUGUGAUGUAUUGACCACUGCCCUGAGAACCAAACGGGCUGCCUUGAAUCGAACCCAUGACCUGCUGGUUCGCUUGGAAGAGGUCCUGCGUUGGUGUGAUGAGGGAGCCUACCUCUUGGCCAGUCAGCUGGUGGAUAAGUUCCAGUCCAAGGAAGGGGCGCAGGCCGCUCUGCGGGACAUUGAGAGGUUCCAGGAGGGGGCCCCCCCUCCCCUCAGUGCAGGCCCCGAUGUUCUCAGUCUGGAGUUUGAGUCUGUCCUCACCCCCCAGCUGCAGGCUCAGAUCGGGGUGGCCCAUGACAAGUUCUCCAGCAUGCAGGGGAUGAUCCAGAACCGGCAGGUGUGCCUUCGGAAGCUGGCCGACGUGCAGGUGCGGCCAGUCCAGCUGGUGGCACCCCGCCCAGAGAACCCGCCUCGCUCCAAAUCACCUCUCUUCUCCCCGAAGCAUGGUGUAGACUUCAAUUCCAGCUUAAAGUUCUCCUUUGACCUCUCUCUGCCAGGCAAGAGGGCUUCUCGGAAAGGUCCAAACUCUAGGAAGAUAGAGGUGAUGCAUGACUACGAGGAGAAUCGAAGCUCUCUGUCCUAUGCUUUGGAGGGGGAGGAGAGCCCUGCCCUUCUGAAGCGCCACGUAAUGAAAGAGCUGAUUGAGACGGAGAGAAUCUAUGUGGACGAGCUGCUCUCUGUUCUGCUGGGCUACAGGGCUGAGAUGGACAACCCUGCCCUCUUUGGCCUCCUGCCUCCCCUCCUGCGCAGCAAAAAGGAGAUUUUGUUCGGAAACAUGCCUGAGAUCUACAAAUUCCACAGCAGGAUCUUCCUGCAGGAUCUGGAGGGCUGCCUGGAGACCCCGGAGCGGGUGGGAGCUUGCUUUCUGGAGAGGAAGGAGAAUUUCCAGGUGUACGAGCGCUACUGUCAGAACAAGCCACGCUCUGAGUCACUGUGGAGACAGUUUUCCGACUGUGCCUUCUUUCAGGAGUGUCAGAAAAAGCUGGAGCAUAAACUGGGCUUGGACUCUUAUUUACUCAAACCAGUGCAGCGCCUGACCAAAUACCAGCUUCUGCUGAAGGAGCUACUUAAGUACAGUGUUGGCUGUGAGGGGUUCUCUGAGCUACAGGGGGCGCUAGCAGCAAUGCUGGACCUCCUCAAGUCUGUUAAUGACUCCAUGCACCAGAUUGCCAUCACAGGCUAUGAGGGGGCGCUGAGCGACCUGGGCCGGGUGCUGAUGCAGGGCUCCUUCAGUGUGUGGAUCAGCCACAAGAAAGGCCCCACGCGGAUGAAGGAGCUGGCACGCUUCAAGCCCAUGCAGCGACACCUCUUCCUGCACGAGAGGGCGCUGCUCUUCUGCAAGCGCAGGGAGGAGCACGGAGAGGGCUACGAAAAAACUGCCUCCUACAGCUUCAAACACUGCCUCAGGAUGAGUGCAGUGGGGAUAACAGAAAACGUGAAGGGCGAUGUCAAGAAAUUUGAGAUCUGGUACAGUGGCAGAGAGGAAGUCUACGUGGUGCAGGCCCCAUCAGUUGAAGUGAAGCUUGCCUGGCUCAAUGAAAUCCGCAAAAUACUCACCAACCAGCAGAAAGUGCUCCAAGAUGACUCCAUUCCCCCUUCCCCAGUGCCAGAUCAGUCCCAGCUGUCCCCACCCCUGUCUGACAGUAUCUUGGUGUGCACUUCCUGGAGCCCCUCCCCCCUCUCUGGCUGCUCAGCUUGUUUUGAUGUCCCUCCUCACAGCAAGCUGCAGAGUGCCUCCUACAGCUCGGAGGAGACAGAGUCGGGCCGCACCAGCCCGGUCCUGACGGACCCGGUCAUCUCGUCACCUCAGCCGCAGCUGAACCGGCGCAGCUGGCCCGGUGCCUCUCAAUCUGUAGAUAUCUGCGAGGGGCUGGAGGACUGGAGUGGAACCACAGAUCUCUCAAAUCUGUCUGACACUGAGGAGGAGGAUGCUCCUCAGCUGAUUCCAGACAAGUACAGGGCCGUGGCAGAAUGUCAACAGUGUGGGCCUGAUGACCUCAUAAUCAAGUGUGGUGAUGUCAUCCAGCUUUUGCAGGAAGAUGGUGAAGGGCAGUGGCUGGUGAGGAACGUGACCCGCAGGCAGGAGGGCCGGAUCCUAGCGGAUACCCUGCAGCUAAUCCUGGGAGAGAGCUGCAGGGGACACUCUAGCAGGCUGGGAGACCCAGGGAAUCUGAAAACAAGGAAGCUCAGCUCUCCCUGAAAGACUGAUGUGCCAAUGCCCUGCACUCUGCACGUUACAGCAGACUAACAGGGACUCAAAGAGACCGUAAGAUCAUCCUGCUAUUCUUUCAAAGAAACUCACUUCUUACUUAGCCAAUCCUUAUCAAAACAUUUUAAUUGUCUUCUCAAGAGCAAAGAAAGCCUGCCAUUCAAGAGAACCUUGUUUAACUGUUAGAGGUGGAGGUGGAUAGUUUCACCCUUUGAUCACAAGCAUCAUUUGGAUCCCAACAAUGGAGAAAGGAGGAACCAUUGUUCCUCAUCAGGGAAUUUCCAUGCAAAUACUAUGAAAGAGGACUCCCAAGUGAAGACACAGUUCAUCACAGUUCUGCUCUCUAAGUUUGUCUUUGUCUUGAAUCAAGAGUAGGUCCCUGCCGGUAACCAGAAUUACUUAAGUAAAUCAACAAGUAAAUAACAAGCUGUAUAAAUAGAUAUAAAGACUGGAACUCAUUCGGAAUAAGGGUAUUUACCACAUAAAUCAUACAAUGUAGUGUGGCCACAGGUCUCGCCCCUCCAAUCUCACACCUUCACCCCAGGAAGCAGCCACCAGGUAGGUAGGCUAGAGGAAAGGGACAUCUCAAAAUGUCUUUGAUGUCCUCUGGUUGGACCCAGUGGACUGGCAUUACUCAAACCCACAGCACAUACAGUAAAGACAGCACAAGCUCUUCAACCCCAUGACAGCAGAAUUCUCCAAACACAGCGUGCCUGGAUCAGUGGGAGAAAGCUCUCCAGCAUGGUCAUUAAAGGCCCUUCGGACUCACUGGACCUAAUCAAGCACAUUGUUUUUGUAGUAUUACAGAAAGAAAGCUCCUCAACUGAGUGGCCCAGUUUGGGACAUCAAGUCACCCUGUGCUCAGCCUAUCAUGACAACACAGUGCCCUGUCUGGGACUGUACAUUACCUCUCGAACUCUACACCAUUAACCUUCUUGUAGUGGACUAGAAGUCAUGUAAUUCACCGCCAUGGUGGACACAUGUCUGCAGCUCCUUAACAAUGGCAGGAGGGAGUGUGUUCAAUCUUGAGGUAACAUCCUCCUCAAGCAGACUGCUCUUAAGGUUUUUUCUUCCUUUUUUGUGUUUUCAGCUUUCUUAUAAACAAAUGCUGUUAGUGUGUAGUUCACUUGAAUGUUGGUCUUUGUUAGUCUUGAACAAAUCACUCUAUUUUCUUACUGUAUACCCACCAUACAAUAGCUCCAUUCCAGGAGGGAAGAGUUUACAUGCCAAAACAUG